AUGCAUGCCCUUAUACCAUUGAAUGCUCUGGGUCCACCUUCAAGACACUGGUCUGUGGAUCAGGCGAACCACCACUCCUCUUCCAAGAAUCAGUUUGACAGGUUCUUUAGGAGGUUCUCCUUCUCUUUUCAACCCAUCCUUUUAAACACAAUGGCACCAAAGAAGGACGUGAAGAAACCUGCUGCCGCUGCUGCCCCAGCCCCUGCCCCUGCGCCUGCCCCGGCACAUGAACCUGCACCUGCACCUGCCCCACCCAAAGAAAAAAAGAUUGACCUCUCUGCCAUUAAGAUCGAGUUCUCUAUGCAACAGCAGGAUGAAUUCAAGGAGGCAUUUCUCCUAUAUGACAGACAAGGCGAUAACAAGAUCACCUUAAACCAGGUUGGUGAUGUCCUUCGGGCUCUGGGCACAAAUCCCACCAAUGCAGAGGUCAAGGAGGUUCUGGGAAACCCCAGCAAUGAAGAGAUGAAUGCCAAGAAAAUUGAGUUUCAACAAUUUCUGCCCAUGUUGCAAUCUAUUUCCAACAAAAAGGACCAGGGCACCUAUGAAGACUUUGUUGAGGGUCUGCGUGUCUUUGACAAGGAAGGCAAUGGCACCGUUAUGGGUGCUGAACUUCGUCAUGUUCUAGCUACGCUAGGUGAAAAGAUGAAAGAGGAAGAAGUGGAAGCCCUGCUGGCAGGUCAAGAAGACUCCAAUGGCUGCAUCAACUAUGAAGCUUUUGUCAAGCACAUCAUGUCUGUCUAA
Messenger RNA from Eubalaena glacialis (North Atlantic right whale), 741 nucleotides. RefSeq names its product myosin light chain 1 (gene MYL1). NCBI's taxonomy places the organism in Eukaryota, Metazoa, Chordata, Mammalia, Artiodactyla, Balaenidae. Gene Ontology annotation, cellular component: contractile muscle fiber; myosin II complex. The record is from RefSeq and is a predicted model, not a curated record. Gene Ontology annotation, molecular function: calcium ion binding.